GGGGUAAAGGUAUAGUAUAGUUCUUCGUCUCCUUACCACCGCUCUACUGCUUAGCACUUUCAUUGCUAUUGAUCGUCAAGAUGGUGCCACCAGUAUCACAGUCACGGCUGUUCGAGCCUUUGCAACUGGGAAAGCAUACCUUGUCUUCCCGUCUAGCAAUGGCACCACUGACUCGCUUCCGAGCGGACGACAACCAUGUCCAGCUACCCUUUGUCAAAGACUACUACAGCCAGCGUGCCUGCGUCCCAGGAACCUUGCUCAUCACGGAAGCGACUUUUAUCUCUCCACAAGCUGGGGGUUUCCCAAACGUGCCAGGAAUCUACACCGAAGAACAAGUGAAGGCAUGGAAGGUUGUAACUGACAGCGUACACCAAGCCGGCGGCGUGAUCUUUCUACAACUGUGGGCGCUCGGCCGAGCAGCCAACCCGGAUGUCAUGAAGAAGGAAGAACUUGGCGACGUGGUUAGCGCGAGUGACAUACCUAUGUCAGACAACAGCCCGAAGCCUCGCCCGUUGACCGAAGAUGAGAUUGAGCAAUACAUCCGCGAUUAUACUGCCGCUGCCAAGAAUGCCAUUGAAGCUGGGUUCGACGGUGUGGAGAUCCACGGUGCAAAUGGGUACCUGCCAGACCAGUUCACACAAGACGUCAGCAACCGACGAACGGAUAAAUGGGGUGGUAGCGUGGAGAACAGAGCGCGCUUCACGCUCGAGAUCAGUAAAUCAAUUGUCAAGGAGAUUGGUGCGGAGCGGACUGGCAUCCGUCUCAGCCCGUGGAGUGUGUUUCAAGGCAUGCGAAUGGAGGACCCAAUACCCCAGUUCAGCUAUCUCAUCGAAGAGCUGAAGAAGCUGAAGCUGGCCUACCUACACCUUGUCGAAAGCCGGAUAGCAGGCAAUGCAGACGUUGAGACGACGGAGAAGAUCAACCCCUUCGUCGAUAUCUGGGCUGGCACCUCGCCCAUACUCGUUGCUGGUGGCUUCAAGCCGGACUCGGCACGAAGGGCGGUUGACGAGGAGUAUACGGACAAGGACAUCAUCAUCGUAUUCGGAAGGUACUUCAUUUCAACACCCGACCUGGUAUUCCGACUCCAGAAGGGGAUAGAAUUGGCGCCUUACGACCGUGAUACGUUUUACAAGCCGAAGAAGCCAGAGGGCUACAUAGACUAUCCAUUUUCUGAUGAGUGGCAAAAGGAGCAUCAGGCGAAGUUGUAAAUAGACAUUUGUAAGAUUUAGAGGGCAUGAUACGAGACGCAACAUCUGAAAUUGUGCAACGUUCGUACUCGGCGACUGCGGUCAGGCCUCCGAGAGCUGCUCACGUGGUCGGAGGAUCCGUAGAUCGUGGCCUUCAAACUUUACACGGCGCGUGCCUUCCACUGCCG
Molecule: messenger RNA, 1375 nt
Organism: Baudoinia panamericana UAMH 10762
Lineage: Eukaryota; Fungi; Ascomycota; Dothideomycetes; Mycosphaerellales; Teratosphaeriaceae
Exons: 1
Coding region: 81-1208 (375 amino acids)
Molecular function (GO): FMN binding; NADPH dehydrogenase activity
Source: RefSeq, a predicted model, not a curated record